UCCGGCAUGUCCCGGUCCCCUCUCAGCAGCUGAGUCCUCCACACCCCCAACAUCAUCUCCACAUCUCUACACCGCAGCCGAGCCACUGUUCACUGUUCAUGCAUCUGAAGAAGAAAGAAGAAAGAAAACAUCUUCUGGAAAAAGGGACGUUUUUAUGUGAACCUGCCGCCUGUUUCUUCUUCUUCUUCCUCUUCAUCUAAAGGCAUCCUGUGUGAGCUACCUGCUGGUUAGCUGGCAUGCUACCACACCAUAAACACAGCAGACAACUCCUUUAGGACUAGUUUAAUCAAGUCAUGACUGAGUUAACACGCCGAAACACUACACUAAAAGGAGAAAAUGAAAAGGAAGAGGAUGAAGAAGAGCGUCGGAAGGAGCCAGAUCUGCAGAGGAAACAUGUUGGUGAGUCUGUAGAGGGUCAGGAUGGGGAGAUGGUGUCCAGCGAGGCAUCGGGUGACACCUCUCAAAAGGAGGAAGAAGAUAAAGACGGUAAACACGAACGGGAAGAAUCCAGCAGACCUCAGUCACCUGUCAAGACACCCAAGCGCUUAUCUGCAUCUGUUUUUUUGCAGCGCCUGGUCAGGGUGUUCUUCGGGUGCCUGGCAGCUGUAGCCUGCGGCAUGUUGUAUGCCGUGUUUCUGUCCACGUACCAUGACAGAAAGUUCUGGUUUUCCACCAGACAGGAGCUGGAGCGUGAGAUCACCUUCCAGGGAGGGAGUGGACUCUACUAUUACUACUACAAGCACAUGCUGGCGGCACCAUCCUUUGAACGAGGGUUUUACGAGCUGACGAUAGACAACAGGACCGUCUCGGGUCAGACCAUCAACGCUGUGGAACUGUUUUCUCUUUAUCCAGAGCUCAUCACGAGCUUCAUAUACAGAGUCACCGGCGGCCAGGAUUUUGUGGAACCCGUCUACUUCUACAUCGGAGCGGUUUUCGGCCUCCAGGCGGUCUGCGUCACCGCCCUGUUUGUGUGCAGCUGGGUGAUGAGUGGCACCUGGGUGGCCGGCAUGCUGGCCGUGGCCUGGUACGUGAUCAACAGAGCAGACACCACCAAAGUGGAUCAGGCCAUUCCUCUACGGGACAACUGGGCUCUGCCGUACUUCUCCUGUCAGGUGGCAGCUCUGACCGGAUUCCUGAGCAACAACAUCAGCUCUGCCACUGAGAUGUUCUGCUAUCUCACCAUGAGUGCCACCACCUUCACCUUCCUCCUGGUCUGGGAUCACAGUCACUACGUGCUCUUCAUUCAAGGACUCUGUCUGUUUCUGCUGGACUCUUUUGACCUGGUGCCGCCACGCAAGAUGGCUGACAUUCACAAGGUCUACCUCAGCUCCUUGUUCCUGGCCUACCUGUUCCAGUUUCAGAACGCGGCCCUGCUCAGCUCGCCGCUGCUCAGCCUCCUGAUUGGCUCGGUGCUUGCGAGGCACUUCCAGCAAAAGAUGAAGAUGGGUCGUCUCGUUGCCCGGGUGAUGAAGCUCUUCCUCCAUUUCCACCUGGUCUUCACCACUGGCAUCACCUUCAGUUAUUUGGUGAAGAAACUUAUUCCUGUAAAUGAGAGCGACUUCAUAUUGAAGUUCCUCGAAUUAAAAUUUGGCCUCAACGCAACAACUGAUUUUGUCCCUAACUUCCUGCUGUGCCAAGAGAGUUUCCAAACACCCAGUCAGGACUUGUUCCUGCGGUUGACUCAGGCCUCGGUCCUUCCCUUCUACUUCCUGGUUGUCACCGUCUGCCUCCUGUCCACCCUGCAGACCAUCUACAGGAGACUCAGCGGUCAACCAACGAGCACCAGCCACAGACUUGAGGAUGGACGGGUGGGAGAGCGGCCCGAGGUCAUCUAUCAUGUUUUCCACACGUUGUUAUUUGGAGGCCUGGCUCUGCUGUUUGAUGGGAUGAAGUAUUUAUGGACGCCGUACGUCUGCAUGUUCACAGCCUUCGGUGUGUGUUCUCCAGACCUCUGGAUGACGGUGUUUAAGUGGCUCAAGCUCAAGUCCAUCCACCCUGUAGUAUUGUCUCUGAUCCUGAGCACAGCUGUUCCGACCAUCAUUGGCUUCAGUUUGUGGAGAGAGUACUGCCCUCGUGUUUUAGCGGAUUUAUCAGAGCUGCAGGAGUUCUACGACCCAGACACGGUGGAGCUGAUCAGCUGGAUCAGGUCCCAGGCUCCGGUGGCGGCUGUGUUCGCAGGCAGCCCUCAGCUCUUAGGAGCCGUGAAGCUGUGUUCGGGUUCGGCCGUGACUAGUUUACCGCUGUACACGGACGUCAAUCUACUGAAGAGGACUGAAGACACUUACCAGGUGUACGCGAUGAGGUCUGCAGAGGACAUCUACAAGCUCCUGACGUCUCAGAAAACAAACUAUGUGAUCAUCGAGGAGUCCAUCUGCAACGAGCUCACUCACGUUAAGGGCUGCAGGAUCAAAGACCUGCUCGACAUCUCCAACGGACAUGUGGUUUACGACAAAGGAGAGAUUUACUCCUUCUCCAAGCACGGACGCUUCUGUCACGAGAUCAAGAUGAACUACUCGCCCUACACCAACUACUUCACUCGCGUCUUCUGGAACCGCUCGUAUCACGUCUACAAAGUGAACUCCGUCAUCUCCUUCCAGUACUGACCUCAGCCUCUGCCUCCUCUCCGCCCGUUAGACUCGAGCCCGGCUCCUGACUCUUUUUUUUUUUGUUUUAUUCGCCCGGUGCCUCACGUCCUGGUGGAGGAGCUGCACAUUCAGACCUGAACACAAGGACUGGACGUUAUCAACAUAUAUGGACCGUGUUGAAGUUGAAAUAUGCCAUAUUUAUCAGUGUACUGUAGUUUUUUUUAAGCCAAUGUGUUCCUGUUGAUGUGAUGCAUUUUAACAAAAGGGAACAUUGUUGUGUCGAGAUAAAUCGAGACUCUUUAGACAAAAAGGUUUUUUUAGUCCCGUUAGUGGAAAUGUUGAUCUGUGAAUCCGCAAAUGUUAACCCCAAAGAUCCUAAUGAUUUUAAUUAUCUACUGAUUUUUUCCUCGAGAGCCAACUUGAGUUGAUUGAUUUUUGAUUUUUUUUUUGGUGAAACAUCCCGUUAGAUAUUAAACUGGAUAAUCCUUGAACUCUGCAGGAUAAAUUGUAAGUCACUCAUCUCCUGAGUUGAAGCCCCUGGUGAGUUAACGCCAGUGUUUGCAUGCUAAUAUGCUAAUAUGCUAAAGAUGCAAAACUGAGCGAGUUAACGGGGCUGUUUAUGCGUGCUAGUUAGCAUGCUAACAUUAGCAUUUAGGUAGCGUGACGCACAUCAUCACCACCACCACAGUGUGUCUGUGGACUCUUUGUUGUAAUCUUGACAUAUUGAUUUCAUCAGCCAAAACAUUAUGACCAGGUUAACUGAAUAAUGUAAACAUAAACCCUCAAAGUUGCAAAACUGGACAAGUGGAAGGAGACACAUUUUGAUGGCUACACCGGGUCAGAGCAUCUACAAAACUGUAGCUCUUUUUGCAUGUGUGCUGCUCGAAGAUCUUGCCUCCUCCUAUUCAUGUGGACCACGUACGCCCUUUAACGUGAAUGGUAUUCCCUGAUGACGGCGGCGUCUUUCAGCAGGAUGAUGCUCCUUCAAGAUGUGUUUUUGUUACGGGUUAGUCUGGUCAACUUAAAGAGGAACAAGUAUUUACGGUCACAGUUACAACCUCCACUUCCUGAAAUGGUUUGAUUUGAAGAAAAUUAUUUGGAUAGAAAAUGAAUAUCAGGUUACUGAUUAUUUUUAAGCACUCUAAAGAGGAGCGUACAUUACCUGCUCUCGCUUUCCGUCACCUUCUGCCUUUUGUUUCGUCUGUUUAAGGGAUUGUGGCCUUUUUUUAUGCUUUGCUGUAAUAAGAAAACUGUCUGUCUGUGUGCUGCUCGUUGUGUGAUCUGAUGUGAAAAGGGACGUGGAAGGAGCUCAGCCGACUGUGUUUCUCCCGAGCUCUGAGAUCAGCUGUUGAAUCCGUUUGAAGCUGUGGAAGUUGUGGCUUCACUUCAUGACUGGCUCUGCUCUGUGUACAAGUGACUGAACUAAACUGGGCUGUAGAUACGUAGGGCGUCUGUUUCCGAGGCUCAUGUCUUUACUCCACUCUCAUUUCCAGACUGUUUCCUCUCCACUAGUUCUUACCUUCAGUAUUCGGUGGUGAAUUCCUCCUGGUGCUAUCAUGCAAAUAACAAACCUCUCCUCUGCAAAACAUGUGGUGGGUAUUUGAAUUCUGAUGGAAAUUAAAAGUGAGCGUGAGUUGAUAAAUA
Messenger RNA from Mugil cephalus (flathead mullet), 4229 nucleotides. RefSeq names its product probable C-mannosyltransferase DPY19L4. Gene Ontology annotation, cellular component: nuclear inner membrane. The record is from RefSeq and is a predicted model, not a curated record. The coding region runs from base 294 to 2603 and encodes 769 amino acids. Gene Ontology annotation, molecular function: mannosyltransferase activity. The transcript is spliced from 19 exons. Lineage: Eukaryota; Metazoa; Chordata; Actinopteri; Mugiliformes; Mugilidae.